Molecule: messenger RNA, 1041 nt
Organism: Gongylonema pulchrum
Lineage: Eukaryota; Metazoa; Nematoda; Chromadorea; Rhabditida; Gongylonematidae
Source: the annotation of a GenBank genome assembly
CAUCUUCCACCGAAUUUGCCACCAGGUUUUGAAGUUUCCGGCCCCCCUCAACCUCAGCAACAAGUACAGACACCUGGACCUUAUACUGGUGCGACUUCUGCGGUAUCCUCUGGCAUCACUGCUGCGCCUUCGGCUGCACCUCCACUGCAAGGACAGGCGUCGCAAGAGAGUGCACAGAAAAUGGACACUUCGGAACCGCUGCCACCGCCACCACAACCACCACAGCCAGCACCUGUUACACUGUCACAUGGCGCACAGCCACCAGUUUCAGCCCCACCUGCGGUUCCAGUUCACACGGUGCAGCCAAGCAUGGCUGCAGUACAACCACAGGUGCAACAACAGCCGCAGCCACAGCCGCAGCAACCUCCUCAACCUCCUGUACCAUCUAUGCAGCCACAGCCACUAGCGCAGCAGUUAGGGCCCUCAGCAGCCGCGGUCACCGCUCCGCAGGUUAUGUCCUUGCCACCACAGCAGCAUUCGGUGCAACAGCCACAGCCUCCGGUGCAGCCAGCGCAGCCCCAGCAGUAUCAGCAAGGUCCGAUUCCUUCGCAGCAGCAACAGUCAUAUGCUCCGCAACCGGGAUACCCACCUCAACAACAGUAUGCGCAGUAUGCCCAAAGCACUCCACCUCAGCAGUAUCCGCCACAAGGUUGCCUUCCUCACUAUCCCGUUUUUGAAAAUACUUCAGGCUACCAGAAUGCUCCAUCACAGGCUUUCUAUGGACAACCUGGAGCUCGGCAACCCUAUCCACAGCAGUAUGCACAGCGACCGCCUUAUCAGCAGCCAAUGCAGGCUUACGGUCAACCACUGCGACCGAGCUUUCCACCAACUUCUGUUGCCGCACCACCGCCUGGCCAGGGCUACGGUUAUCCGCAAGGUUAUCCGCCUCAAGGACCACAGUAUGCGCCACCGCCUGGCAGCUAUGCUCAUCCACAGGCGCAGCAGCAGGCACCCCCGCCAACUUCAAUGCCACAGCAGAUGGAGUCCUCGGAUGCCGCUACACCUCCAAUGCACCAAGGAGCUCCAUCAAACCAGCAGUAA